This is a messenger RNA of Aspergillus brunneoviolaceus CBS 621.78, 1050 nucleotides long. RefSeq names its product zinc-dependent alcohol dehydrogenase. Gene Ontology annotation, molecular function: oxidoreductase activity; zinc ion binding. Bases 1 to 1050 code for a protein of 349 amino acids. Lineage: Eukaryota; Fungi; Ascomycota; Eurotiomycetes; Eurotiales; Aspergillaceae. The record is from RefSeq and is a predicted model, not a curated record. The transcript is spliced from 10 exons.
AUGACCCCAAUCCCACAAGUCCAGACUGCCGCCUGGAUCGAGAAUCCGCGCCCGCACGCGCAACUGGAACUGCGGCAUGAUAUCCCGGUCCCCGAGCCGGCUGACGGUGAGGUGCUGGUUCAGCUGGAGUGUACUGGUUUCUGUCACUCGGAUCUGCAUUGCAUUUAUGGGGAAUUGCCGUUGAGUGUGAAUGUGGUCGGGCAUGAGGGGGUCGGGAGGGUGGUUAAGCUCGGUCCGAAUGCCCCGAGUGAUAUGCUGGGUAAGCGAGUCGGUGUCAAGUGGCUAUGGAGUAGUUGCAACGACUGUCCGACGUGCAAGGUCCAGUAUACCAAUUGUCCGAAUCAGAGGAAUUCGGGGCGGAGUGUGCCGGGGACGUUUCAGCAGUACGUUGUCUCACCCGCCGACUUCGUGUCCCCGAUUCCGGAGACCCUGAAGCCGGAAAUUGUUGCCCCGUUGCUGUGUGCUGGCCUCACCAUGUACGGCGCAUUGAACAAGCUCGACAAAUACUGCGACAAGGGCGAUUGGGUGGUGAUCAUGGGUGCCGGCGGGGGACUGGGUCAUCUAGGAAUCCAAAUCGGCAAGGAAAUGGGCUACAGGAUCAUUGCCGUGGAUAGCGAAUCCAAACGAGACAUCUGCAUGCGAUCCGGCGCGGAGGCAUUUGUGGACUUUAGCGACGACCCCACAACCCACAUCCAAUCCCUGACCGACGGCAUCGGCGCCCACGCCGUGAUCGUGGUCGUCGGCCUGGAGAAGGCCUACGAGCAGAGCGUGGAGUUCCUCCGGCCCGUCGGCACCCUCGUCUGCGUGGGCCUGCCCCGGCCGGACUACCACCUCCCCAUCUCGCCGCUGAUGUGCGUGGACCGCGGGUACCGGAUCGUGGGCAGCGCCGUCGGCACCGAGGAUGAAAUGCAGGCGCUGCUGCGGAUGGCGGUCGCGGGCAAGGUGGUCACCCAUGUGACGGUGUUUGAGCUGGGGGAGAUCAAUGAGGUGGCGGGGUUGUUGGGGCGGUUUGCGGUGGAGGGGAGGGCGGUGUUGAGGAUUCCUGCUUAG